ACAGGCAUACUGACUCUACUCAUGCCCCUACACCAAUGACUAUAAUAAUGUAAUCAGUUGUUUUUUCUCACUUCUCAUUUCUCAGUACUCGCUCAGUGGCCAGUGCCCAGUGGUCAUCCAAUCAUCGAUUUGCACGGUUUUUCUGCAGUCGUUACUUAAAUAGUUAAAUGUAUAAAUUCAGAUUUUAGUUAUCGUCUUCCGAGUUCCGGCUUGCUUAUUUAUUAGCCAAUAGAGUGCUUAGUACACAGUAUUUCACUAUCUAUUUUUAUUUAUUGCUUUCCUUUAUUAAAAAGAGCCUAAAUAUUUGCUUCUUAACAUGUUUGAACAUCAUUAAACAUUAAGUAUAAAUAUCAAAUUCCUGUAAAUAGAUUGUUUUUACAAAGUAUCAAAAAUGAAAAAUAAGAUUUCAACUUUUUUAACAGGAUUUCCUAACUCUGCUGUUCCAAAACAAAAAAAUAAUAAAAAGAGAAAAGAAAUUUGUUCAAAUCCAGAUGAAAUCGAUGAAGAUAAAAUAUUAUCAAAGAAGAGAAAGUAUUUAACCACUGAUGUCAAACCCCAUGCAAUUACAACUAUUUCACAAGUACCUGCAAUAAAUGACAAAAUUAUAGAAAAAAAGGAAAAACAAUUACAACCCGUUUCUACCCAUCCAUAUUGUAUGGAAGUAGUACCUUCUGCAUUGCCCAGUUACCUUACAUUAUUUUCAUCAUUGAAGUCCAAAUUUAAUUCACCGCUACCACAACUGAUUAAACAAAGAUCAACUUCAACACCAAUUGCUGGCUCAGAGCGUCAAAAAUUGCAUUUUGAUCUGGAACCUCUUACGCCAAUAAAAGGAUUGUUUCCAUCAUCAGUAUCUAAACAAACCAACAUAGAAUGUGAGUUGAUAUCAGAACUACCUUCCCAGCCUAUCGCCUCAGUUCCCAAGAGUAAAUUCAAGUCGAUGCUGACUUCUGAAAAAUUGAAAUUGGGUGUUUUAAACAAAAUUCCAAAAUUUUGUCCAUUUUGUGAUUACGUAUGUGAAAGAUUGAUACAUCAACAUAUUGAAAAAAAUCACGGAGACCAACUCAGAAUGCCUAUUUCAAACUCUGCUGAUGCAAUUAACAAAAUAAUAUCUAACUUUACAAAAAAUAAAAAGGUAUUGGUGCCACUUCAACAUAUAGUUGAUACAAUGGGAGACUAUUGGUUUAAUCCAGACAUAAGAAAAAUUGGAAACAUUUUGUGCAAUCUUGGUCAGAUUACAACAUAUGGUGGGUCAUGGGAGCUAAGUCAUGUUCCUGAAGUCCCCAAUCCAUUUGAGCAGUACAUCAUAACACCUAAUCAACAAUUGGAGUAAAAAAUAUGACAACUGGUUAUUUCCAGUUUUAUUUUUAAGUUAAUUUGUUAUUUUUAUUAUAAU
Messenger RNA from Melanaphis sacchari, 1393 nucleotides. RefSeq lists its product as uncharacterized. NCBI's taxonomy places the organism in Eukaryota, Metazoa, Arthropoda, Insecta, Hemiptera, Aphididae. The coding region runs from base 392 to 1330 and encodes 312 amino acids. The transcript has 8 exons. The record is from RefSeq and is a predicted model, not a curated record.